CCCGUGGCUGGUUUUCCUUCAACAAAGGUCACUCCUUUGGCUCUUUUGUUUCUCUUUUUAACCUUCACUGAUGCCAAGGAAAUCUUGGUCGGCGGCAAAACGGACGCUCGGAAGAUCCCAUCUUCUGAAUCAAAUUCCCUCAACAAAUGGGCUGAAAAAGCUCGUUUUCGCAUCGGCGACUCUCUCUUUUCGUUUCUGGUCUUGGUGUUUAUUAAUAAAACAGUGUGGAAAUACGAUGGCGGCAAAGACUCGGUGCUGCAAGUGACGAAGGAGGCUUACGUGAGCUGCAACACCUCGAAGCCACUAGCGGAGUACAAAGAUGGAGACACCAAGGUGGAGUUUCAAAGGUCUGGACCAUUUUUCUUCAUCAGCGGAGCAAAGGGUCACUGCGAGCAAGGCCAGAAGAUGGUUGUGGUGGUGCUGUCUCAAAAGCAUAGGAGCAUUGGAAUCUCUCCUGCACCUUCUCCGGCUGAAUUCGAGGGACCUGCCAUUGCUCCGACAAGUGGUGGUGCAGGAUUGAAGGCUGGUUUGUUGGUGACUUUGUUCGGUGCUAUGGUUUUGGGGUUGUUUUGAGAUGUUUUGGGGUUUUGAUUAGAAUAU
Hibiscus syriacus is the source of this 600-nucleotide messenger RNA. Its product is annotated as early nodulin-like protein 1. The transcript has 2 exons. Gene Ontology annotation, molecular function: electron transfer activity. Gene Ontology annotation, cellular component: plasma membrane. NCBI's taxonomy places the organism in Eukaryota, Viridiplantae, Streptophyta, Magnoliopsida, Malvales, Malvaceae. The record is from RefSeq and is a predicted model, not a curated record. The annotation marks the transcript as partial.